CCGGCUGUCCCGACCUCGCCCCGACUUCGCGGGCGUCCUCCUCCCGGGCUGAUCAUUAACCCGGAGGCCUUAUAAGGACCCAGUGGCCUCGGAGGGAGGGACACCUGGUCUCCACCGCAGCCAUGGACACUACCACCUGGAGCCCCACGACCGCCGUCACCGAGGCGCCCUUCGCGCCCCACGAGCGCAUCCGCAAUGCGGCCGACAUCUCCGUCAUCGUCAUCUACUUCGUGGUGGUGAUGGCUGUCGGGCUGUGGGCUAUGUUUUCUACUAACCGUGGGACCGUUGGAGGCUUCUUCCUGGCAGGACGAAGUAUGGUGUGGUGGCCGAUUGGAGCUUCUCUCUUCGCCAGUAACAUCGGAAGUGGCCACUUUGUGGGGCUGGCCGGGACGGGAGCAGCUGCAGGCAUCGCCACCGGGGGCUUUGAAUGGAAUGCCCUGAUUUUUGUGGUUGUGCUGGGCUGGAUAUUUGUCCCUAUUUACAUCAAGGCUGGGGUGGUGACAAUGCCAGAGUACCUGAGGAAGCGAUUUGGAGGCAAACGAAUCCAGAUAUACCUCUCCGUCCUGUCCCUGUUGCUCUACAUUUUUACCAAGAUCUCGGCAGACAUCUUCUCUGGGGCCAUCUUCAUCAACUUGGCCUUGGGCCUGGAUCUGUACCUGGCCAUCUUUCUCUUAUUGGCAAUCACUGGCAUUUACACAAUCACAGGGGGCCUGGCGGCUGUGAUUUACACGGACACCUUGCAGACGGCCAUCAUGCUCAUAGGGUCUUUCAUCCUGACCGGGUUUGCUUUUAAUGAAGUGGGAGGGUAUGAGGCCUUCAUGGAAAAGUACAUGAACGCCAUUCCGACCAAAGUUUCUGAUGGAAACAUCACCAUCAAUAAGGAAUGCUACAUGCCCAGGAACGACUCCUUCCACAUCUUCCGAGACCCCCUCAAGGGAGACCUGCCGUGGCCCGGGCUCAUCUUUGGGCUGUCCAUCCUCGCCCUGUGGUACUGGUGCACAGAUCAGGUCAUUGUGCAGCGCUGCCUGUCAGCCAAAAACAUGUCUCACGUGAAGGCGGGCUGCGUGAUGUGUGGGUACCUAAAGCUGCUGCCCAUGUUCCUCAUGGUGAUGCCAGGAAUGAUCAGCCGCAUCCUGUACACAGAUAAAAUUGCCUGUGUUCUCCCCUCGGAAUGUGAGAAAUAUUGCGGCACCAAGGUUGGCUGUACCAACAUCGCCUACCCGACCAUGGUGGUGGAGCUCAUGCCCAAUGGGCUUCGAGGCCUGAUGCUGUCAGUCAUGUUGGCGUCUCUCAUGAGCUCCCUGACCUCCAUCUUCAACAGCGCCAGCACCCUCUUCACCAUGGACAUCUACACCAAGAUCCGGAAGACAGCAACGGAGAAAGAGCUCAUGCUUGCAGGAAGAGUGUUCAUCCUGGUGCUGAUUGGCAUCAGCAUCGCCUGGGUGCCCAUCGUACAGUCAGCACAAAGUGGGCAGCUCUUCGAUUACAUCCAAUCCAUCACCAGUUACUUGGGACCCCCCAUCGCAGCUGUCUUCCUGCUUGCUGUCUUCUGCAAGAGAGUCAAUGAACACGGAGCCUUUUGGGGACUGAUCAUAGGAUUUCUGAUUGGGGUGUCCCGUAUGAUCGCCGAGUUUGCUUAUGGAACUGGGAGCUGCAUGGAACCUAGCAACUGCCCCACGAUUAUCUGUGGUGUGCACUACCUGUACUUCGCCAUCAUCCUGUUUGCCGUUUCUGUCGUCAUCAUCCUCCUCGUCUCCCUCUGCACCAAGCCCAUUCCCGAUGUGCACCUCUACCGCCUGUGCUGGAGCCUACGCAACAGCAAAGAGGAGCGGAUCGACCUGGAUGCCACCGAGGAGGAUGUCAAUGAAGCCCCAGAGGAGACCUUUGAAAUAGACGUGGCCGAGGAGAAGAAAGGGUGCUGCAGGAGGGCCUACGACAUGUUUUGUGGCCUGGACCAGCAGAAGGGCCCCAAGAUGACAAAGGAAGAGGAGGCCGCCAUGAAGCUCAAGCUGACCGACACGUCCGAGAAGCCUCUGUGGAGGACAGUGGUGAACAUCAACGGCAUCAUCUUGCUGGCCGUGGCCGUCUUCUGCCACGCGUUUUUCGCCUGAGUCCUGCCUUGGGCCGCCGACCGACCGCUCUCGUCAAGGCCAGACUGUUUACUCUGCCCCCUCUCCCCCCCCCCCCCCGCUAGUCCCAUCCUGGGGUGUUGAGGGGGAACCAGCCGGUUGUAAAUUUUGCCCAGUCGAUAAAUGUGUACAUGUGUCAUUAUAGGAGAGCCGGGCCAAGGUAACGAGUUUGCUGUGAACUUAGGUAUUUGAGGCCAGUGUGAGACAGUCAGCUGUGCGUAGCGUGUCAGAGCCGCGGGAGAAAAGUCCGCUCAUUGAUGGGAAUGCAGACUGAGAAACAAAACCCCCGCGAUGCCGGGGUCUCAGGUCCAUUGGGCGUGUCCACACUGUUUGUGACCCUUGACUAUUGGUUUCCAGAGUUGUGGCCUCCCUGGUUCCUGCCACUUUCUCUAUCGGAUCCCCCUUAUCCUUUUUUUUUUUUAAAGAAAGAUUUCACUCUUCAUCAUACCCCUGUCAAGUUGUUUUCUUGGCACAAGAAAAAUCAAUCCGGUAAACUGAUCACUCAUGGAAGCUGAGGGUGGGAGCUUGCUGGUUCCUAUCCUGGGUGCUUGUUCUUUGAAGGAGAGAACGGAAGGGGUGGGGGUGGGGCUGAGAGUAGUUCUUACCUCAAAGUGGCACAAAGCCAGAUGGAAGUAUUGCUGUCACAACGGAGGCAUUUUUUUUUUUUUUUUUUACCAUUUCGGAAGUUCAGAGGAAAGACCACAAACCGGCGACCGCCAGCAAGGCAACCUUUCAAAAGCAGUCAGUCAAGAAUAAUGAUGCUGAGCAAACCAUCCACAACUCUCAAGGCCCGUGUGUGUGUGUGGGGGGGGGGGGGGGAUAAUCUUGAGUCAAGAGGAUUUUCUGGUCUCCUUAAAAAUGUCCAGUGGGGGUGCCACGUGUUUGGGAUUUCCCUCACGCGGGCAUUCGCGGUGCCUGGAAUGUUCUAGCCCCUCGGCAACGUGUGUGUGGGCUGAAUGGCUAUUAUGGGCAUUAUUCAUGAACACAGGCUUUGUUUUGGGGUUAACCUUUUCCUGUGGCUGCACAAAGUACACUCUGGAGUGACUGUCAUGCAUUUCCAGGGGCCACUCUUCCUCAUGAUGUGGGUGUUGACAUGUUGACUGAGAAGCUGACUCUGUGUCAUAUCCCAGAGCAAAUGUGCCUCUUGGGGGGCGGGGGAUCCGUCAUCUCAAAGCCGCCACGCUGUCCUGAACUAUUGAGACGAUUAGCCUGAGAUCCUCCUCCCCGUGAGCUCACGUGACCACAGCCCUUACUCUUUCCAGUUGUCUAGACCGGCCAUCACCCAUUGACCAAGGUUAGGCCAGGUGGUCUCCGUUCGGGGGUGUGUGCUCCACACAUUUCGCUAAGCGGAGUGUAUUUCUCGUUGAACGUGUUUGUGUCCCAGGGAGAAGGUUUUAAAAUGCAAUGACUUUAAAUAGAAUUCCUUCCAUUCCACCUGUGAAAUCUCAACGAUAUGGUAAUAGAGUCUCCUGAACGUGCAGAAAAGGUCAGGAUGUUAGUUAGCAUGGACUGAUCUCAGGCGAGCUGAGAGAAGAGCUGGGGUCUGGGGCUGCACGGAGCUGAGAGUGGUCCCUGGGUGCAAAACGGCUCAGCAGGCGAAGGAGUGGCUUGCGUUUGUGGCAGGAACCCCAGAGGUCACUGUUUGCCGAGCCCUUCUGUGCCCCUAAAGCUAGGAAGGGGAGAGGGAAGCGUGGAGAGGUCCACGUGGCUGGCAUUGCUCGGCGCCCUCGGCUUUGUGUGGAGUGUGCGGUACUGUUGAGGUUGGAGAGGAUACAGGGCCAGGGUCGACGGCUGGCGGACGGCGUGGGCACGAAGCAGCUCCAUUGUCUUGGAUCCCGAGUCUGGCUUUGCUAAUGAUUCGUCGUGUCUGUUGUGAUAAAUUAUUUUGUCUCGACUGUGUAUUAUUUUCUCUUUGGAAAAACAGGAACCUUGGUGCUUAUAGUAUCUACCUACCUCCGCUGGGUGCGACGCGGUCGCGUGGAAACGGGAAUGGGAGAUACAUCCAGGAGAGAUGCCGUACGGGUGUCCUAUUAAACCGCAUUUGGUCCCCUAAUGAAAAUGUAUUACUUUGAUAAAAAUAAACACACCCAAAACCAUGA
This is a messenger RNA of Myotis daubentonii (Daubenton's bat), 4228 nucleotides long. It is a transcript of the gene SLC5A1, whose product is annotated as solute carrier family 5 member 1. NCBI's taxonomy places the organism in Eukaryota, Metazoa, Chordata, Mammalia, Chiroptera, Vespertilionidae. Gene Ontology annotation, cellular component: plasma membrane. Gene Ontology annotation, biological process: transmembrane transport; sodium ion transport. Gene Ontology annotation, molecular function: D-glucose:sodium symporter activity. The record is from RefSeq and is a predicted model, not a curated record.